Molecule: messenger RNA, 1213 nt
Organism: Physella acuta
Lineage: Eukaryota; Metazoa; Mollusca; Gastropoda; Physidae
Source: RefSeq, a predicted model, not a curated record
UACAAAAUGCCUACGUUCAGGCUGGUUCAUAUAAUUUAUAUUAACAAGAAAAUGUUGCUAUGGUUAUUAACAACUUUCUUACUAUUAACAGAAUAUCAGUGUCUGGCAGCUUUUCCAACACUGGACGAUAUAACAAAUGUCAUCUGUCCACCUUUACGGCCUUUCAAGUGUCUUCCCUAUGGGAUGUGCUAUAACGCGGACAUGUUUUGCUAUGCUGGGGCACUAGAAUCAUGUUUCCCAAAAACAGUAACAGAGGAUACAGCUUUCACCUGGUGCCGUGACCAUGGUCAACACGAUGUUUCCCUGAUGAGGGAUUACUCUUGUAGUUUGGCCUGCCAAGCCAGAUUUCCAAAUUUAGAUUUAUCAAAAGCGCUUCACAAAUUGAUUAAUUUACAAUGUCCUCAUGACCAGCCUCUCAAGUGUAUACCAGAUGGUCAAUGCUUUGGAUAUGAUGAGUUCUGUGAUCAUGGAAAGGUGACAUCAUGUUUCCCAUCUGCCAUUCCAGAAACAGAACUCUUGGACUGGUGCAAGCAUACAGCUAUGAAAAAUAUUUCUUUAAUGGCACACCCGUCCUGUGCUUUGGCCUGCCAGAAAAAGUUUACUUUACAACAGUUAACAGAUGAUUCAGAUAACUCCUGGAAAAGUGCUGGAACAGUUUUAAUAGUGAUAGUUGUACUGGCAGCAUUGCUCCUUGUUUGUUCAUUUGCUGGGUUUAGCAGAUCUAUGCUGAAAAAACGACUUAAAAAGUUACUUUCUUGGAACAGCAAAAAAUACAGAAAACCAGCUGGAUCUGGAAAAUCAAAAGUUGGGAGUCGGCAGCCAUCUCUAUCAGCAGUUGAUGAAGCAUCAGAGGUUGUUAACGUACGGGUGCAGAAUAAUUUAGAUGCUGCACGUCAGAGUCAUGGUACCCGCCUCCUGCCAAGAUCUAACAGUGUAUCUUAGAAGUAAAUCUGUUUCAUAAUCUUAAUUUCAUUGAAUUACUUGUAGAUAUCUUUGCGGAUUCCAACUAUACACAAUAUUGAAUAUAUUUGUUGAUUUUAGCCAAAAGUUUAUCUUGUUUUUAAAUCUACUAAUUUUUAUAAGUUUUGAUAUCUACCUGUAAGUGAAUUGCACAGGGGCGUAGCGAGGGGGGUGCGGACCGCACCGGGUGACACCAUUUAGGGGGGUGACACCAAGGCAAAAAAUAGCAAAAUAUAUAGAGAAAAACUUGAGA